AUGGCGACCAACAUAACAUACCAUCCCCCGCACCUAACUCGCGCCGAGCGCACCGCCCUCCGCAGACAACAAGGCCUCACAAUCUGGCUCACCGGCCUCUCCGCCUCCGGCAAAUCUACCAUCGCCGUCGAGCUUGAACACCAGCUCCUAACCCAGUACAAUGUCGCCGCCUACCGACUGGACGGCGACAACAUCCGCUUCGGCCUCAACAAGGACCUCGGCUUCAGCGAAGCGGACCGCAACGAGAACAUCCGGCGCAUCGCGGAGGUUGCGAAACUGUUCGCGGACAGCAACACCAUCGCCAUCACCUCGUUUAUCUCGCCCUAUCGCAAGGACCGUGAGUUGGCGCGCCAGCUCCAUGCGGCGGCAAUUCAUGGCGAGGGGGAACAGGAAUCUGGCUUGCCAUUUGUUGAGGUCUAUAUUGAUGUCCCUGUUGAGGUGGCGGAGCAGAGAGAUCCGAAGGGUUUGUAUAAGAAGGCGCGGGAGGGGAUUAUCAAGGAGUUUACCGGGAUCAGUGCACCGUACGAGGCCCCCGAGAAACCUGAGAUUCAUAUUCGGAGUCAUGAGGUUGGGAUUAAGGAGGCGGUUGCGCAGAUUAUUAAGUAUUUGGAGGGAAAGGGCUAUUUGCCUGAAAGAGCCGUGCAUAAUUAG
Molecule: messenger RNA, 651 nt
Organism: Histoplasma capsulatum G186AR
Lineage: Eukaryota; Fungi; Ascomycota; Eurotiomycetes; Onygenales; Ajellomycetaceae
Product: adenylsulfate kinase
Exons: 2
Coding region: 1-651 (216 amino acids)
Biological process (GO): sulfate assimilation
Molecular function (GO): ATP binding; adenylylsulfate kinase activity
Source: RefSeq, a predicted model, not a curated record